This is a messenger RNA of Astyanax mexicanus (Mexican tetra), 8158 nucleotides long. It is a transcript of the gene zbtb34, whose product is annotated as zinc finger and BTB domain containing 34. The coding region runs from base 212 to 1735 and encodes 507 amino acids. NCBI's taxonomy places the organism in Eukaryota, Metazoa, Chordata, Actinopteri, Characiformes, Acestrorhamphidae. Gene Ontology annotation, biological process: regulation of transcription by RNA polymerase II. The record is from RefSeq and is a predicted model, not a curated record. Gene Ontology annotation, molecular function: protein binding; DNA-binding transcription factor activity, RNA polymerase II-specific; RNA polymerase II cis-regulatory region sequence-specific DNA binding. The transcript is spliced from 2 exons.
GCUUGUGCACAGGUUCAACGGGUUUGUCUAAAAGAACCGAUUCAGUUGGACGAUUCAUUCGCGAGUCGGACGUUUCCACAGCGGCAGCGGCGGCGGAGCACAGCUGGAGGAGGAGGAGGCCGGGCCGGAGCAUAGCGAGUCUCCGCCGGGGAAUGGACCGCGCUUGAUCCGGAGAGGGUUUUCUGCAAACCAGAAGAGACAUCAAUGAGUCAUGGAGGACGGUGGUGGCUUCAUAGAAUUUGAUGUGCCUGAGUUCAGCAACACUGUCUUGAACCAGCUCAAUGAGCUCCGGCUCCAGGGUAAGCUCUGCGACAUCAUCGUGCACAUCCAGGGCCAGCCAUUCAGGGCACACAAGGCUGUUCUGGCCGCCAGCUCACCCUACUUCCGUGACCACUCAUCUCUGGGCACCAUGAGUGGUCUCUCCAUCUCCGUGAUCAAGAGCCCUGAGGUUUUCGAGCAGCUGCUGGCCUUUUGUUACACGGGCCACAUGGAGCUGCGUCUGCGCGAUGUCAUCAGCUUCCUAACUGCUGCCAGCUUCUUGCAGAUGCAGUCCGUCAUUGACAAGUGCACACAGAUUCUGGAGGGCCUCCACUCCAAGAUCAGCCUGCCUGUGCCCAGUGAAGCAGAUGCCGAUGAAGAUUGCGCCACCUCCAGGGCUGGACGCAACGGCUUGAUAGAAGGGGGUAUUUUCGUAAAUCCGACCCAGAUUUCCCCACCGUUCUACUCACGGAAGAGCCACUGCGGAGAGGCGAGAGGAUCAAGCAGGGGGCCUCCACACUCGGCCGAAGAGGGCCAGUCGGACCGCGGCAGCAGUGACGGCGUGUCAGAGCAGGAGGUGUCCAUGGAGACUGAGCCAGAACAAGUGGACCUGAUUGGAAAAGAUGGUCAAGUAACAGAUGUCCACGUCAAGCUAGAGAAAACGGACCGGCCCACCUACUCGGACAGCUCGUCGGCAGGCGACGACGGCUACCAUACGGAACUGGUAGACGGGGAGCAGGUGCUAGCUGUGAGCGUGGGUUCAUAUGGGCCUGUGCUGCCCCCUGCAAGCUAUACCUAUUCGGCAGUUCCAUCGUCCUGCUUUGUCAGCGUCAGUCCAUCCAGCCCCUCUCGAUCAAUUCUCAGUGGUUUCCGAGGUGGUCGCGGCAGGCCUAAGCGCCCGGUCCCGGUCCCGGCCGAAGUAGUCACUCAGCUCAGGCCAGGGGCAGAGGACGGGGAGGGAGCAGCCGCAGGGGCCACCUUUGAGAAUGAUAUGAGGGAGCGCAGUCUGCGCAGCCAGUGGUACCCCUUCAACGAGCGCCUCAUCUGCAUUUACUGCGGCAAGUCCUUCAACCAGAAAGGAAGCCUCGACCGCCACAUGCGUUUGCACAUGGGCAUCACACCUUUCGUCUGCAAGUACUGCGGCAAGAAGUACACCCGCAAAGAUCAACUGGAGUAUCACAUCCGUGGCCACACCGACAACAAACCCUUCCACUGCCAGAUCUGUGGCAAGUGCUUUCCCUUCCAGGGCACUCUAAACCAGCACUUGCGAAAGAAGCACAUGGGCUCAGGCAACGAGGCCAACAACCUCACAGACUCUCUGGGGGAAGCAGCAGAUGGCCAGAGGGGGGCAGCAGAUGAGGCCUCGGAUGUCAUCUGCAGAGCUCCGUAUGCCGACGAUGGGCCGGCGAAUGACAACGGCGAAGAGAAUGCCAAGUGUAGUCCUGCAGAAGCCCCUGUUUCCAGAUGUGAUUAUUAAAAAAAAAAUCUCAAUUUAAAUGGGUUGUUUAUCCUGAGCCAGGAAGCUUUAAAGGUUGCUCUAUCCAUGGUCACCUUUUUUAAAAGAAUCAGCCGAAUGGACGAUGAACCUGCCUUGCGCAUUUUCUAUUUUUCUGUUUUUGUGAAAGUUAUCUGUUGGUGUAACGCAGGACUUAAAAAGAGAGGUGUUUUUAAGAAACAAGUUUUUCAAAGGGAAGACGUCAAGUAGCUGGGGAAGAGAAUUGGGUAGAAGGUCUCAAUAAUCAAGGCCUUCAGGAAUUUAUCACAUUUUUAUGAAUAUAUAUAUAUAUAUUUCCAUGUUUUUAAGCGUAGAGAAAUAUAGGCAUGUUGCAAUAAUUAACAAUGUGAAAGCUGAGAUAAGAUGCUUGUCAUAUCAUGCUUUUACCUAACCUGUUUUUGCACAUGUGGCCAGAAGUAGGCCCAUCACUCACAAGGAUUGGUUUUAUCUGCCAGUGCAAAAGCUUUGUGUGAAACAUCCGUUCAAUACCUCAUCAUACAACGUAACAUACUCAUAACAGACAGUAUUGUAAGCUUUUCCUCAACUCCAACCGGGUUCUACCUCAUAGCCAAGAACCUGACAGGAAGCAAAGAAGCCUCUAAUAAAAAAAAAAAAAGACACAUAUUUGUUUUGUUUCAUAGGGUUUAAAUGCUUCACAUAGCAAAAUCCUGGCACAAAACAUCAUCACUACACGAAGCCUUGGUACUUCAGUGAAAUAUUCCUUAGAGAUUGUAUGAAAUUUGAAUUUCUCAUUGUUCUUUUAGUGAGAUUAUGUAUGUUUUUGCAAAGGGUGCUUAAGAGGGUGGUAUGGUUAAGGUGUAGCCUAAAAGAUGUGUAUGCCACCUGGUGUAUCACAGACUGGGGAAUGAAUCCCUGAAUAGCAUGAUGAAUAUCAUUAUUUCUUUCUGUCAACUUGAUCUAACUUUUGUAUUUAGAGUUUAUGCUUACAGAGGGAAGUAAAUAUUUAACAUAGUCGAUUGAGUAUAAGGUUAAGAAAACCGCUCUUCUUAUAUAUAUAUAUCUGCAGAGUUCUAUUAUGGAAAUAGCUCAGAAUUAACUUGACUUUUGCUUAUAAUCAGCUUAUACCAUUUCUGUUUAUUUUGCCCUUUUUUUUAUUAUUAUUCAUUGAAAACAUAUAAUGGUCAGUUUUCCAGGUGCAGAGUAAUUCUAGCUCUGGACCAAAUUCUCUGCUGAUCAGCAGGUGAGAAAUUCUUGAAAACCAACAAUGUUGAACUUGUCAGUGUAAUAAUCUGUUUUGAUUUAGUGUAGUAUGGUUUUACAGGUAAAACAAAUGUUAUUCAUGUCAGGAACCGAAAGCCAAGGUUUAUUUCAGUGCAUUAACACCAUACAGUAUUUAGUUCUAUUCUUCAUAAGUAAUGUCUUCUUCAAUUUACAGUUAAAAAUGAAUGCUGAAAUCUGUUACUAUGUGUCAAAAUCAACAUAGUGUAUUAACUCUGCCAUUUUGUCAAAAAAAAAAAAAGAAUUUGGAAGUCAGUCUGUGCUUAGAUCUUAAUAACAGCUCUGCUGUGCCACAUGGACAUUUCUGGGGAUUUAUAGCUUUUGUUGCCUUUUAAUAAAUAAAUAAGUAAUUCUAGUUUGAAGAAACGGAAACACUGUAGUGUUGGCGUAUAUGACAGAGGGACACAGAGAGAGUGAGGGAGAGAAUAUUAACAACUCCAUCCUGGUAAAGAAAUGUCUGAAAUGUAAGUGUAAGUUUAGCAAUUGUUAUUUUGAGGCGAUGCAGGUACAACCAGGCUUCCGUCCAUUUGUCUGCUGUGUAGGAAACGCAGAUACCACACAUUCUUGAAUUAGUAAUUUACCUGUUAAAAUACAGAUGCCUUCCUGCAAACACGUUUGACAUUAGUUAAUAUAUUCUAACUGAAAUCACAUUAUACGAUUUUUAAAUAAUUAACUAGCAUUUGACUGCAUGAAAUAAGUAUUUGAGGUGAUCAAGUGCUUAUUUCAUGCAGUAAAGUGCAAAUGAAUUAAUUUUGUAAAAAUCAUACAACGUUAUUUUCUGGAUUUUUUUUGUGUCUCACAGUUUAAGUGUACCUACGAUAAAAAUUAAAGACCUCUCCAUUCUUUGUUGGUGGAAAACUUGCAAAAUCUGAAGUUAAUCAAAUACUCAUUUUCCCCACCGUAUGUAUAAAACUUACUACUGAAGAAGCCAAAUCACAGCUCCAUCUAGGUAUAAAGGAUAAAGAAGAGUUGCAGCAUGUUUUUUUUAUUUAAGAAGUGUACAGAAGACUUUUCUAGUCAUUCUAGUGCCUUCAAAUUUCUACAGUGGAUAUGUGUUACUCUCUCCAUCUCUCCGUCUUUGGACACUAAAUACACAGUUAAGCAGAAUCUGAUGAAACCUCGUGUUGACAGUUGGCUCUGAUCAACAUUUUAUAGGGAUUAUUGUAAUGAUGUUUUCUCCUGAGAGAGUUCAUUAGUGUUUUCAGUUUUCUUAACAAAUCACACGUUUCUAGCAGGGUCAGAGACAGAAAUGAAGCAUUAUCUCUCAGUAUCUCCUGAUACAGGCUCAAAAGUGACAAUCUUUAGCCUUUUUUUGUUUGUUUGUUUGUUUGUUUUUGUUUUUUUGAAGUGAGUGAUUUACAUUGCUCUCAAUUUUGUAGUCCUCAAAAUUCCUCUACCAUAUUAGUUAUUGUAUCAGAAUGUAAUUUGUAAUUCUUAACGCUCCAUCAGACUGAAACACGCUUGUGUUGCACACUGCUCAAGGGCUCCUCGCCUGUUUAUUACAUACCCCACUUAGUGUGUGUUUCAACAUCAAGCUCUAUGGGUGAAUAUUCUAGAAUAUUACAAUAUCCAGCAACUAUAGCACUUACACAUCAUUCCCUAUUAUGUGGCGUUUUUUUCUUUGUUUUCUCAAACUGUAUCAGUUGGGGUUCCUUACAAUUGUGUUACCCAGUGGUGCUUUUUGUUAUUUUACAUUUACUUUAUAAAUACCUCUGGCACAGAGUGAACUCGGAUGAUGUGAACAUUCUUCUCCGUUUUCCACGUUACUAUUAAGGAAAUUGUCAAAACCGUUUGUCUUACAAAUGUGUUGCGUGUUGCCUGUUCCAUAAUGAGAAAAGGCAACCCUUCAUUCUCAGAGUUUCUGCUGUUUAUUUUUCUGUGUCCUGAUUGGAUGUUCCUCUUGCUGUUUUGAAGACUGGAAGAUGAUGAACCAUCUAUUCAGAUUACUACAGUUUUAUAAUCUGACCAUACAUUUGGCACUGAGCCCAAUCAGCUGAAGUCAUGUCUUCACUUCUUUGUUUAUCCACAAAGUUUUUAUUAUUUUUUUUUUUAACAAUUUUGAGAGCUGCCUGCUUGUGAUCUGUUUAUGUCUGAGAAACCAGAUUCAGAUUAGUUUAUCAACUCCGCUCCAUCUAGUUUUAAUGCAGUUUUGGCCACUAACCAAAGAGAAAACCAAAUAUGUUAAUGUUUUCUGUACUAUAACAUUCUAAAAAGAGCAAACCAAGCCCUAGAACAAGUGAUUCUGCAGAUUAAAACUUUUUUCUUUUUUUUUUAACCAGAUUUUCACUGUUUCAUGAUCAGGAAGAAAUGUUACUGAGAUUUUAGUUUAACCCUUUUUUUAUCCUCUUUUUUUGUGAACCUAAUGAAAGAACUUUGUGAAAGCAAAGUUUAAGGUAGAUGCAAAAUAAGCCAUAAAAGCAUGUGGUGCAAGGCGAGGCUUUUAAGUGUUUCAUUUUCUUUAAAAUAGAAAUAGCUAGUCAAUUCUUAUUGAGAUGGGGGAAUAACAAUUGAAUGUGUGCCUUGCCACCAAAAAUGUAAAUUUCACUGAUAUAUCCCUUCUCCAAGUGAUUCUCAUGUUACACAAGUUAUAGUUUUAUGAUCUAAUUUCUGUAUGAAUUCACUAAUUCAGUCUGAUUCAAUGUAUUGAAAUUCAUCUGAGGAUUUACAUUUUUCAGUUUUGUUUUUUUGUUUGUUUGUUUUUUUGGCGUACCUUAAAUCUGCCUGUUAACCUUUACAUUGUGUCAUUUUCACUUUUAUAAUGGUUGGAUAAAUACUUUAAAUAGCCUUCCAUUAAAAUGUUAUUGUUUUGUUUUAAUUUUUUUUUUGCUUUUUUCUUGUUUUUUUCCUGUAAAGCAACAGCAACUAUAUCAACCUCUAGUUAUUUUUCUUUUGCUUUUAUGUUUGUAAUCUGUUUUAUUGAGGCUUUUUUAUAUUUUUUUUAUCUUAUAAAAGAUGCCUGCAUAAUUGAUGAUAGAUAACAUGCAGUAGCAGAGAUUUUGCAUUAAAUGUAAUAUGCAGUUUUGACAGGAAGAGAUUGUAGCAAGUCGUAUGAAAUGGGACAAUCAGACAGCUUCACACACUGGAAGCUACCUCUUAAUACAAAAAAAAAACAUUGAAUUUAAACUUGGAGUAUUCAUUUAGCUUUUGAUAAAACUUUGCCAGAAUGAUUCUUUCUAGUGUGCCGGCCGCUCUGCAGGUAACUGAUUUUGGCAGAGUGGGUGGGGAUGGCCGGUGGGGGUGGUGGAAUGCAUGCUAGACCAUUUGUAGAUGUAAGAUGUACUGCAUGGUGGUCACUGCGUAUAUAAUGAAAUGCAGAUUUUUUUUUUUAGUUUGUUUUUUGAAUGGUGGGGGAUUUUUUAAAAUCUGGCAUGCACUUAAGAUAAAACCGUUUUUAAAUAGUCUAAACAUAUAUUCCAUAUUCCUUUUAGAAGGGGUAAGCUAAUCAUAUAUUACUGCUCUUUAAUGGGACUCAAAUAGAAGGCCUCAACUAUUUUAUUUCUAAUGAGGUUUAAAUUAAUAAAAUGGUGCUGUUAGACUGGUCAGGUGUAUUUAUUGAUUUUUAUAUAAAAGACAGUGCAUACAUAUAGGCUAUGGGGCAAUUAAAGGUAAGGUUCAUUGCAUAUUUGUAAGUGAUUUUAAAAAUGAUAAAAGAUUUGCAUUAUUUGUCCACAGUUGACAGCUAUAACAGAUUCGUAUAUACAAGUUCACUCUGUCUGUUCAAGUCUUCACAGAAAAGCGGGAGUCGUCGUGGGCCGUGUAGAAUAAUUGAAAAGAAGUGUUUACAUGGAAGGUUGUGGGACUACUUUUUGAAUUUGCAGCUUAUCCUUUUAUUAAAGCUGACUUACUUCAGGUAGUUUAUGAACACUGAUAUUAGUUUUAAAGAAAAGGAAAUCUUGAAGUCUUCCAUUGCUUCUCUGCUUCCAACAUUUCUCCACUGUGUAAUAGGCAAAAGCAAUAACCUUUUUAAGGCAGUUUACCUCUCGAAAUACGGAAGUGUCACGUCUCUAAACGAGUGGAUUCAGGUUGUCAGGGAGUCAAGUAAACUCAAGACGAGGAGAGGAUUUAGUUUAGUUUAGGUUUUAUUUUAUUUUUGAAUGAGAUUUUGUGAACAUUUGGACAUGUCGAGUGAAAAUGCUUGUAAGUCGUGGCUUUCUUGCGGCCGCCGUUGUCCACAGCCCUGUAGAGUGAAGGCUAUGAGUUUCAGAGCCUUGUGCAUGUGGAGCCUUUUGGUUGUUUGUCUGUUUGUUUGUUUGUUUGUUUGUUUUGUUUGUGUCUGUUUUUGUACUCCAUCCAUCUGCCACCUCAAUGCAAGCUGGUUAAAUGUUGCACCUUUUAUCUGUGUCAAAUAUGAAAGGGAUUUUGGGAGGGAUACCCUGCUUCUGUGAGAGCCAAAAAGAUCUCCUCCACUUCCUCCUGUACUAAGACUGCUAAAUGAAUUGGACAAUCAGAAACUGAACAGGCUAUACUAAAAUUCUAAUGUCUGGAAUUCUGAUUUUGAGCAGUCUGAAAUUCUGUUUCUGCUCAGAUUUCUCAUGUAUAUGGUGAAAAGGCAAAAAAAAGUAGAACUCAGGGCUUACUAGUAUUCAGAAAUGGCCACUUUGGGCAUGCAAUGCAUUUUGUGUGUUCAAGUCAACUUAAUUGUGCACUUUUACUUCAGGUUGGGGAAGCGAAUCCUCAGUCGUUGGUUCCCAAAAAAAACUCUCUGCCUCAUGGGUGUCUCGGACACACCCACCUUUUAUUUUAUUUCCGUUCUUGCUUUCCGUCUGCAUGGGAAGAGCACAGAGCUUCAGCACUGAGGAACACUGGAGAUCUUUUAGCUUUGGCUGUAGAAGUAUCUCUCUGCCCACUCUCUGUAGUCCACUAUACUUACAACCUCACAAACCCUACUGUGAACCUCAGAACUCUACUGUUUUAUACAACUAUGAAGUACAUGAAGCUAGCUGGUGCCGAUGCUGUAACAAUUAACUCGCCAUUUAUGAAUUUUAUUUUAUAGCAUGAAAUAUAAGAUUUAUAUUUAUUCAAAUUAUAUAUUUUGCUCAUAAUCAGUCUGUGCUGCUUUUUUAUUUUUGUUUUAAAGAGCUUGUAAAUUGCUUUUUUAUGAUGGAGAAAUGUCAAUAGAUACUAAAAUUGCAUUUGUUUGUAAAAUAAAGUUGCUGAUUUAGCAAA